This is a messenger RNA of Trichoderma virens Gv29-8, 821 nucleotides long. RefSeq lists its product as uncharacterized. The record is from RefSeq and is a predicted model, not a curated record. NCBI's taxonomy places the organism in Eukaryota, Fungi, Ascomycota, Sordariomycetes, Hypocreales, Hypocreaceae. Gene Ontology annotation, molecular function: thioredoxin peroxidase activity. The transcript has 4 exons. The coding region runs from base 79 to 633 and encodes 184 amino acids. Gene Ontology annotation, cellular component: mitochondrion; cytoplasm; peroxisome. Gene Ontology annotation, biological process: cell redox homeostasis; cellular response to oxidative stress; hydrogen peroxide catabolic process.
GUUCCGUAGCCACUCCAAUUGCUUCGCUGCUCAGCAUUCGACUUCGCAGUCUGACAUAUCAAAGUCUAAACAGCAACAAUGGCGUUCCGCUCCUCCCUCCGUCGCAUUGCCCUGGCCCGCCCCGCCUCCGUUGCGCGUGGCUUUCACUCGACGCCCCGCGCCCUCGUCAAGAAGGGUGACGAGAUCCCCAGCCUUGAAGUGUUCGAGAACUCGGCUGGCACCAAGGUGAACCUGGCCGAAGAGUUCCAGAAGGGCAAUGGAUACAUUGUUGGCGUUCCCGGAGCCUUCACCGGCACUUGCUCCGGCACUCACAUUCCGUCGUACAUCAACCACCCCAACCUCAAGAAGGCCGGCCAGGUCUUUGUCGUUGCUGUCAAUGACCCCUUUGUUAUGAAGGCUUGGGCAGACCAGCUGGAUCCCGCUGGAGAGACUGGAAUUCGGUUCGUGGCCGAUCCCACUGCUGAAUUUACCAAGGCCCUUGAUCUCGGAUUUGACGAGGCUGCUGCCAUUUUUGGAGGCGUCCGAAGCAAGCGCUAUGCCUUGAAGGUGGAGGACGGCAAGGUCACCGCCACCUUUGUCGAGCCAGACAGCACUGGCACUGCCGUGUCAAUGGCCGAGCAGGUCCUCAACUAAAAGGGGAAUCGAGUGGAAGAAAAUAGGCCAGCUUUAUAGUACAUGCAUGGCAUAUUAGGCGACGAGGUGCAGUGUUAGCGAGGUCAAGGGACAUGGUGCUUACUGCACAUCGGAAUCUACUAAAAGUGUCGCAUUUUCUCAUCCAUAGCAGCGGAGACCUGGAGCAAUCUAAUCGGUUCCUGAUGACU